Molecule: messenger RNA, 1060 nt
Organism: Vigna angularis (adzuki bean)
Lineage: Eukaryota; Viridiplantae; Streptophyta; Magnoliopsida; Fabales; Fabaceae
Exons: 7
Coding region: 46-714 (222 amino acids)
Cellular component (GO): chloroplast
Molecular function (GO): protein binding
Source: RefSeq, a predicted model, not a curated record
CUGGUCACAAAAUUUGACACCUGAUCUUAGCUUCCAACCACAACCAUGUCAGCCUUCAUGUCCAUUUCCCACAACCUUAAACCCUCGAUAUUGGUGUCUCCUUCUCUUCACCACUCUUCCUCAUUCCCAAUACUAUUGUCUUCCAAACAACCCUUCUCUCUCACUCAUCCUUUAAACCUCACACGAAGACUCUUCCUUCCCUCGGUUUCCGGCAUCUGGGACGCUCUCACCGGCGCCAGUAACAAUGCCCGUGAAGCCGUUCUCGCAAUUCGACGCGGAAUGUCUCUUUUCCGUCAGGGUGAUGUUUCGGGGUCUCUUGUGGAGUUCGACAAGGCAAUUCAGUUGGAUCCUCGUCAAAAGGCGUAUCUUUGGCAAAGGGGCUUGUCACUUUACUACCUUAAUCGAUUUGAAGAGGGAGCUGAGCAGUUUCGAUUUGAUGUUGCGCAAAAUCCAAAUGACACGGAAGAGUCCAUAUGGUGCUUUCUGUGUGAAGCUCAACUAUAUGGAGUGGAUGAAGCAAGGAAGCGAUUUCUUGAGGUUGGCAUAGACCCGAGGCCAGUCAUGCGAGAAGCAUAUAACAUGUUCAAAGAUGGUGGGGAUCCUGAAAAGCUGCAUUCUCUGGUGGAAGAGAUAGUGAGUAUUUUUAUGCUUCAUUAUAUGCUGGGCUUUAUUACGAAUCUCAGUAAUGAUUUUUCCAUGGGUAGAAUGAAAUAGAUGCUGCCAAAGUUCAUAUAGUUGCUGCAUGCCAGUCUUCUUAUGGGCAAAGGUUUGGUUUUGAAUAAGUACACAUUUCUUAGCCAGUGAAAAGAGUGCAAAUUCGGAACAUGAAAGGUGCAUAUUCAUUCUUUAAUACAGGUCUGAUGAUUAUAUGGCAGCUCUUUCCAAGGUUCACUGUCAAUGUCGGAAUUGGGUGUUCAACUAAAACUUUUUGCAGUGUGACCAUUGUUCACGAUGAAACUGCUAAGUGUCUCUAUGUUCCACAAACAUAUUGAGUUACUAUGCUGCUGGAACGGUUAAAAGAAUUUUUCAUAUUGCUUUAUUCUAUUACUUCUUCACUUGA